This is a messenger RNA of Ficedula albicollis (Collared flycatcher), 2873 nucleotides long. RefSeq names its product nuclear factor, erythroid 2 like 1 (gene NFE2L1). Gene Ontology annotation, molecular function: RNA polymerase II cis-regulatory region sequence-specific DNA binding; DNA-binding transcription factor activity, RNA polymerase II-specific. Gene Ontology annotation, cellular component: nucleus. The record is from RefSeq and is a predicted model, not a curated record. The transcript is spliced from 9 exons. Gene Ontology annotation, biological process: regulation of transcription by RNA polymerase II. Lineage: Eukaryota; Metazoa; Chordata; Aves; Passeriformes; Muscicapidae. Bases 256 to 2541 code for a protein of 761 amino acids.
GGGCAGGUGGACAGCGCUGUCCCCGAAGCUGCUGAUGAAAUCGCAGCCAGGAGCGUUGGAGUCUUUGGACCUUCCCAUGCUCGGGACCUUUGACUCAUAAAAGGCUCCUUCAAAAAGCGUCGGGAGCAGAAGAGGGAAGGGAAGAGGAGCCGGAGAAGGGAAGGAGGAGCUGCUGGAAGGAGCAGAGCCCGUCCCGGAGCGUGGGGAGCCGCGGGGGGACAGAGGAGGUCGCUGCAUGUGGAGUUUUCGGACAAAAUGCUCUCUCUGAAGAAAUACUUCACCGAGGGCCUGAUCCAAUUCACCAUCCUGCUGAGCCUCAUCGGGGUGCGCGUGGACGUGGACACCUACCUGAGCUCGCAGCUCCCCCCGCUGCGGGAGAUCAUCCUGGGCCAGAGCUCUGCCUACACCCAGACCCAGUUCCACAACCUGCGCAACACCUUGGACGGAUAUGGCAUCCACCCAAAAAGCGUCGAGCUGGACUAUUACUUCACCGCCCGCCGCCUGCUCAGCCAGGUGAGGGCUCUGGACAGGUUCCAGGUGCCCAGCACCGAGGUCAGCGCCUGGCUGGUGCACAGGGACCCCGAGGGCUCCGUGUCCGGGGGGCAGCCCGGAGCCGUGCAGGACGGCGGCGCGGGGGACGGCGCCGUCAGGGAGAGCGGGGCCGAGCAGGGCUUCGGGGAAGAGCUGGAGGAUCUGGGAGCUGUGGCGCCGCCUGUCAAUGGAGAUCUCACCCCGCAGGACAUCGAUUUGAUUGACAUCCUGUGGAGACAGGAUAUUGAUCUCGGCGCUGGGCGAGAGAUUUUUGACUACAGCCACCGUCAGAAAGAGAGCGAAGUGGACAAAGAGCUGAGCGAUGGGAGGGAGCGCGGGGACAGCUGGAGGAGUGCAGGGAAUGAGGUCUUGGAUAGAAUCCCGCUAGUUGAUGGAGAGACCGGGGAGAGUUUCCCUGCGCAGGUGCCCGGUGCGGAGGAUCAGACAGCCCUGUCCCUGGAGGAGUGCCUUAGGCUGCUGGAGGCCACCUUCCCUUUCGGGGACAAUUCCGAGUUCCCAGCUGCGGAUGUCUCCGCCCUGAGCGAAGCCGUGCCCGGGCAGAGCCGGGCCCCGGGCGGCCCCCCCAGCCUGCUGUCCCCUCUCCUGGCCGAGAACGAGUCGCCCUUCGACCUGGAGCAGCAGUGGCAGGACUUUUUUUCCAUCAUGGAGAUGCAGGCCAUGGAGGUGAACAGCACGAGCGCCGAGAGCCUGUACGGCGGCGCCGGCGGGGACCUGCUGGCAUCCAACUACAGCCUGGCCCCCGGCACGCCCAUCAACCAGAACGUCAGCCUGCAUCAGGCCUCGCUGGGCAGCUGCUCCCAGGACUUCUCCCUCUUCAGCUCGGACAUCGAGAGCCCCUCGUCCAUGGCGGGCGGCUCGGCCCUGCUGCAGCUGGCGCCCGACAACUCCACCGGCCUCAACAGCACCUUCGGCUCCACCAACCUGAGCGGGAUCUUCUUCCCGCCCCAGAUGAACAGCACGGGCAACGAGACGGCCGGGCCCGAGCUGCCCGACCCCCUGGGAGGGCUCCUGGACGAGGCCAUGCUGGAUGAGAUCAGCCUGAUGGACUUGGCCAUCGAGGAGGGCUUCAACCCCGUGCAGGCCUCGCAGCUGGAAGAGGAGUUCGAUUCCGACUCAGGUCUUUCCCUGGAUUCCGGCCACAGCCCCGCGUCCCUGAGCAGCUCCGAAGCCUCGUCCUCGUCGUCCUCUUCCUCUUCAUCCUCCUCCUCCUCCUCGUUUUCCGAGGAAGGCGCCGUGGGCUACAGCUCGGACUCGGAGAACGUGGACUUUGAGGAAGCGGAAGGGGCGGUUGGCUACCAGCCAGAGUACAGCAAGUUCUGCCGCAUGAGCUACCAGGACCCGGCUCAGCUCCAUUACCUGCCUUACCUGGAGCACGUUGGCCACAACCACACCUACAACAUGGCCCCGGGCGCCCUGGACCCCGAGGAGCCCAAAGCGCCCGGCGCCGGCAAGAAGAGCGGCAAGGAGAAACCGUCGGAGCUGCUGGACAAGCAGCUGAGCCGCGACGAGCACCGCGCCAGGGCCAUGAAGAUCCCCUUCACCAACGACAAGAUCAUCAACCUGCCCGUGGAGGAGUUCAACGAGCUGCUGUCCAAGUACCAGCUGAGCGAGGCGCAGCUCAGCCUCAUCCGCGACAUCCGCCGGCGCGGCAAGAACAAGAUGGCCGCCCAGAACUGCCGCAAGAGAAAACUGGACACCAUCCUCAACCUGGAGCGCGACGUGGAGGAGCUGCAACGCGACAAGUCCAAACUGCUCAGGGAGAAGGUGGAAUUCCUCAAAUCCAUCCGGCAGAUGAAGCAGAAAGUGCAGAGCUUGUACCAAGAGGUGUUCGGGCGGCUGCGGGACGAGCAGGGCCGGCCCUACUCGCCCAGCCGGUACGCGCUGCAGUACGGCAGCGACGGCAGCGUGCUGCUGAUCCCCCGCGCGCCCGCGCCCGCCGAGCCGCAGCCGCGGCGCCCGGAGCGCAAGCAGAAGGACCGCAGGAAGUGAAGGCGGCGGCGGCGGAAGGGAGAAGCUGGGGGAUGAGGGCCGAGCCUGGAAAAGUUGCUUGCGGAGGGGAACUUUGUGAUGCCUUCUUAUCCGAAUUCUGUCUUCUGGAACCGCACGCGGCGCGCGCCGGGGACUCUGCUGCGGGAGCGGCCGUCCCUAAAGAAAGGGGGGGACGGAGCUGCUCACCCCCCACACACACACACAAAGCCCAGCUGCCACCGCCCAGCCCCCCAGAAAAUGCUGGGGAGAGCGGGGACGAGCUGGCAUCGCUGCUGGGGAGGUUGGCACGAGGUGGAUAAAACAAAACAAAACAAAACAAAAAAAAAACCGAA